Daldinia decipiens is the source of this 704-nucleotide messenger RNA. RefSeq lists its product as uncharacterized. Lineage: Eukaryota; Fungi; Ascomycota; Sordariomycetes; Xylariales; Hypoxylaceae. The coding region runs from base 124 to 657 and encodes 177 amino acids. The record is from RefSeq and is a predicted model, not a curated record. The transcript has a single exon.
UUGAAUUAUACAAACCCAACAGACCAGCUUCUACAUCAUAUCCAGAUAAACCCACAUUCCAAGCACAUUAAACACUUAUACCACUCACUUAUCCCUUACCCGAUAGCCAAACAUCUCUUCAAAAUGCAGUUCAGUACUCUUCUCCUCACAACAGCCUUGUCCAGCCUCGCCAUGGCCAACUACAACAUCAUGCUGUACCAGAAGAAAGACUGCAAGAAAGCAAUAGGCCAAACCUGCAGCAACGUCGCUGCUCGAACCUGCUGCGGCGGCGGCGGGAAUAAGUACCGGUCCGCCAAGUUCGCAGAGACCGCCGGCGGCAACGACUCAGACGACCAGCUGAAGAUCUACAAGGAGUCGGACUGCGGCGGUUUAGCCAUUAAGCAGCAGACUGGCAACAAAUGCCUCAGCAACAAGAAGAAGGAGGUAGAGGGUGCUCAGGUCUUCGUCGUCAUCAACGCGCGGGAUGAGCAGAGCGCCGGACCGGCCAAGAGAGUUGAGCCGGAUGAGCAUUUCUUGGAGGAGGGAGCAUUCCGCUACACUCUCAAGCGCGAUUCACCUGAGGGCGAGGCGUACGAAAUGCUUGCUCGCUUCGAAGACCAGGCCGAGCACUUGAGGUCCUUUGGGAAGCGUGAGGAGAUCGCGGCAUCUACUGAGUAAAGGGGUGGUAGCAAUAGGGUAUUCUGAAUUGGAGGACUGGCUGGGGU